AUGCUAAAUAGACCAAGAUGGCUAUAAAUGUGGCUGAUAACCAUAAUUAUAUUCUAAAAAUGGCUCCAUAUUUAUCACCAAAAGGAUCACUGGGUUUCAAUGAACCUAUCAUUGCAAUAAAUAGCAUGGCUGCUAACACACCUCUUUUUGAAUUCACUUCAAAUCCUUCAUUAUUGUUAUAAGCAAUAUAUAGAAGAACAGUUGUGAAUGUCCAAAACAUAAGUUUAUGAAAACUCAUUAUUAAAUUAAUUAUUCAAUAUAAAUGUCAUUUGAUCAUCUUAAUGAUACUAAUAUCACUAAUCAAUCAGAAAAAGAACAUGUAAAUGAAUUUUAUGAUUACUAAAUCCGAAAUAUGUAUGAUAAAGAAAAAUAUGUAAAUCCACAUGAUAUUGCUGGUUAACCAGGUUUAGUAACAAGUUAAGCAGUUGAAUUGGAAAAGAAGAAAGUUUAAUUCAGAAUGGCAAAUGAAAUCUAUUUAAGAAAACAUCCAGAAUUAUCUGUUAUGCUAAGCAUUUUCUUAUUUAGAGUAUUGGAGGAAAAACCAGAUGAUGUCUUAAUGUAUGCAGGCAAAUUCUUUGAUUAGUAUUAAAUUUAUAUAUCUAUAAUAGAGAACAUUUAGAAGAAGUAAUAUUGAUAUAGAAAAAGCAUUAUUUAGAAAAUGGAAAUGCAACUGCUUGAA
Molecule: messenger RNA, 679 nt
Organism: Paramecium pentaurelia
Lineage: Eukaryota; Ciliophora; Oligohymenophorea; Peniculida; Parameciidae
Source: the annotation of a GenBank genome assembly